AUGGCUCAGCUGAAGGCAUUAUCCCCAUCUUCAUCCCUCAAUCUCUCCGUUCAUGUCCCUAAGAGAGAUUUGUUGUUGUCUAAUAACAAUGUAUCUUUUGCAAAGAAGUCAGAUUUGUUUCAAGAGCUGGGGGCUAGAAAGAGUGAACUUCAGGGUGAUGCAGUUGUGAGCAAUAAAGGGAAUGCUCUUCGAGUUCAUUGCAAUAAAGGGAUUCAAGCAGUAUUAUCCAGUGAUAAAGCUACAGAGGAUUCUGAAGCUAUGAAGACUAAAGGGCUAAGAGGAAAAUUAAACAAGGUUGUUCUAGCCUAUAGUGGUGGCUUAGACACCUCAGUUAUUGUCCCAUGGCUACGGGAGAAUUACAGUUGCGAGGUUGUUUGCUUCACUGCUGAUGUUGGCCAGGGAGAAGGGGAAUUAGUAGGCUUGGAACAAAAGGCUAAGGCUAGUGGUGCUUGUCAGUUGGUGGUGAAGGACUUGCAGGAGGAAUUUGUGAGAGACUUCAUUUUUCCCUGCUUGCGAGCAGGUGCCAUCUAUGAAAGGAAGUACUUGUUGGGGACGUCAAUGGCACGCCCUGUUAUUGCAAAGGCCAUGGUGGAUGUUGCAAAAGAAGUUGGAGCCGAUGCUGUUGCUCAUGGAUGCACAGGAAAAGGAAAUGAUCAGGUUCGCUUUGAGCUCACCUUCUUUGCACUAAAUCCUGAACUAAAUGUUGUGGCUCCUUGGCGGGAAUGGGAUAUCACAGGAAGAGAAGAUGCCAUUGAAUAUGCUAAGAAGCACAACGUGCCUGUCCCAGUGACAAAGAAAUCCAUAUACAGCAGAGACAGGAACUUGUGGCACCUGAGCCAUGAGGGUGACAUUCUGGAAGACCCUGCUAAUGAGCCAAAGGAAGAUAUGUACAUGAUGUCUACUAGUCCAGAAGCAGCACCUGAGAAACCUGAAUAUGUAGAGAUCGGGAUAGUAUCUGGCCUUCCUGUUUCAGUAAAUGGGGAGAAGCUUUCCCCAGCUUCUCUGCUUUCCAAACUCAAUAAGAUUGGUGGGAAACAUGGUAUUGGCCGUAUUGACAUGGUUGAGAACCGACUUGUUGGUAUGAAAAGCCGUGGAGUAUAUGAAACUCCUGGAGGCACCAUUCUCUUUACUGCUGCACGUGAGCUAGAGUCAUUAACACUGGAUAGAGAAACGAUGCAAAUUAAAGAUUCACUUGCUCUCAGGUAUGCUGAGCUGGUGUAUGCAGGCAGGUGGUUUGACCCACUGCGUGAAUCCAUGGAUGCAUUUAUGACGAAGAUCACUGAGACAACAACCGGUUCAGUCAGACUUAAGUUGUACAAAGGAUCCGUCUCAGUAGCUAGCCGGACAAGCCCCAAUAGCCUGUAUAGAGAAGACAUAUCCUCCUUUGAGAGUGGACAGAUAUAUGAUCAGGCUGAUGCUGCUGGAUUUAUUCGGCUCUAUGGUCUACCGAUGAGGGUUAGGGCAAUGCUAGGGAAGGGCAUCUAA
Messenger RNA from Dovyalis caffra, 1485 nucleotides. The record is from the annotation of a GenBank genome assembly. Lineage: Eukaryota; Viridiplantae; Streptophyta; Magnoliopsida; Malpighiales; Salicaceae.